AUGAACUCUCAAUUAGUUCAUGUUUUAUAUUCAUUGAAAAAGAAAGAUGGAUUACAGUACGUGGAGAAGAUGUCUCAGCUAGGGUUUGUGAGAACUCUGGCGGAGGUUGAGAAGAGUCCGGCAGAGGUUGAUCUGCAAGAGAGGAGUACUAAAAAAGUCAAGGAAAAUAAUGAGGAGAAUGGGAAAAAAAUGGAAGGCAAUGAUGCUGGAGUGCAAGUCUCCUUUCGAGACAUCAUUACCGGGCAAGGGAUGAUGGAGGGGGCGGAUGAUUUGGUGCUUGGUGAAGGAUGUGAAGGCAUUUUGGAAGAUUCAAAUGGAGACAUAACUAUAGAAGAGGAGUUGAUCGGAGGGUACGAGUGUCCUAAAUUCAUUUUUUCUGCGGAGGAGGAGGAGAGGAUGCAAAGGCCUUGGAGGAGGGGCGUGAUUGUGAAGCUGCUAGGGCGGAGGAUAGGAUAUAAAGCGUUGGAAAAUAGACUCAAUCAAAUGUGGGUGAGGAAAGGAGUGAUAAGCAUCAUUGAUUUAAGUAAUGACUACUAUCUUGUUGCUUUCUCCCAUGAAGAUGACAAAAAGGCAGCUAUGGCUAAUGGUCCUUGGUUCAUAUAUGAUCAUUAUCUUACUGUGAAGGAUUGGAAACCGAACUUCCAGCCAGAUUGUGAUACAAUAAGUGAGGUUGCUGUUUGGGUGCGUAUUGCUGGCUUACCGAUUGAAUAUUAUUGUCCAAAAGCGUUAACAAGGUUUGGAAAUCGUAUAGGACGAGCGAUCAAAAUUGAUAGGACAACUACUAAACAGGAAAGAGGAAAAUAUGCUAGGAUUUGUGUUGCUGUUAAUUUGGCAAAACCUCUAUUGGGAAUGUUUCAAAUAGAUGGCAGCAGUUACAAAAUAGAGUAUGAAGGGCUACACCUAUUAUGCCUGGUGUGUGGUAGGUAA
This is a messenger RNA of Vicia villosa (hairy vetch), 927 nucleotides long. RefSeq lists its product as uncharacterized. The record is from RefSeq and is a predicted model, not a curated record. The transcript has a single exon. The coding region runs from base 1 to 927 and encodes 308 amino acids. NCBI's taxonomy places the organism in Eukaryota, Viridiplantae, Streptophyta, Magnoliopsida, Fabales, Fabaceae.